UCGACCUCCAGUAGUAGUGGUAUUAGUCGUCUCGUCAUAGGGCGAGAAUUUUACGACCGGGCAGCUUUUCCGUGGGGUAAACGAUACCUUUGCGGAGCGGAGAGCGGACCCCACCAAACGGACGGCAAGCUGGAUAACUCAAUCGUAAACCGGUACCUUAGCGUGGCUGAUGACGAGUUCGUCUGGGCGGUAGAUCAGGACAUCCGGGAGUUCAUCGCGAAGGCUAACCAGAAAAGCGUUCUAAUCUUCCCACCGGUAAACAACUAUCGGCGCUUCCUGAUCCACAAGGUGUGCGAAAGUGUCACCGCGGACCAUGAGUUGGUAACGUUCUCGAUCGGUGUCGGCAGCGAGCGGCGCACAGUGGUCUGCUAUCGUCAUCAGCUGCUGCGAGACGUCAAGGCGACUUCGACCAAAAGCUUUGAAGAAUCAACCGAAAGUGCUCCCGUAAGCUGGCGAAGUACAACCGUUGGGCCGGCUCUCGUGGGGACAUCGACCAGUGCUUCCAGCAGCAGUAGUGUUAGUGCAGGGGGGAAUCACAGCAAUUGUAGUGCACCGUCGAACAAUAGUAGUGUUGGUAGUGGUAGUAAUAGUGGGACUGUUGCGAGCGGUAGUGCAAGUGUGAACACAGGUGCAAGUGGCAAGAAGCGUGCUAAACGUGACCUCACGUCGACCUUAACGGUCAAUGCUGGAGGAGGUGGUGGUAGCAGUAGUGCUAGUAGUGGCGACAGCAACAGCAAAAUGGGCGUAGAAGCGGCUGCUGUUAAUCAUCAUAAUCACCAUCAUGGACACUAUUUCGGCGGUGCCAAUGAUUGCGGAUCACUCAAAGGUUCGCCUUUGGCGUCAUCACCCCCGUCAGCCGUCAAGUUUUCCGCCGUAGGGAUCUACCGGCCACCGGCAGCUCGGAAGGCGUUAAAAUUUUCCGAAAGCGCUAUCCAACUCGCCCCGCCAGCAGCCGGCGAUAAUCCCAACGAGUACGGUCACUACCACCCUCCACCGCCAAUUCCUUCGGCUACACAGGCACAGCAUGUGAGCGCAGCAAAAACUGCAUCCGAAGAAAAUUUAGAGGACCCACCCCCGAUACCGCCCCCAUCUUCUGUCGUUGCAUCGAAAUCACCUUGCAAGGCUACUGCUACCGGCAGUGUUAGUAGGGCACCAAAGCAAGAAGCGACAGGUGAUGAUAGCAGUGCUACUAAAACCGAUAGUAGUACACCGCCAACAAAAGCGAUAACUACUGGCAAAAGUAAAUUGACGGUAGCAGAUGUAGCAAACGCUGUAGUUAUAGCAGCAGCUGAUAGUAAUAAUAAUAAUACCGGCAACAGCGCCGAACAACCACUUGUUGCUGCGGCAGUAACUAGUCAAGGAAAUCAAACCUCAAGUAGUAGUACUACCACCACUAGACCCGCCCGUCCGCACCGGGAACGACGACCGGAUCGUGCCGUGUACAUUCCACGGGCCCGUCGGAGUCUAACUACCCCGCCGGUAACUGCUCCCAGCCAGCAGCAAUCAUCCACCAGUGCUUCCACUAGCGUGACCAGCGCAUCGACAACCGUAACUUCGCCACCGUCACCGCCGGUGUCAACUUCCGGUAGUCUUUCAGCUUUUGCAACUCCACUCAGUUCUCCACCCAAGGUACCGAGCAAAAAAGAACGAUCCAACGGCGAGAGGGAACGAAAAUCCAAAGCAAAGGACAAACCUCCACCACCACCAGCGGAUACCGUAGUUCCGGACCUUGAAGUACCAAACAUCGCCAACACUGUGAUAGUGAAUCAUCGAAAGAACGAUUCGGCUGCCUCAGUUGACAGUAAUUGUACCGUAAGUUUUAAGAACCGUAGUCAUAGUGUAGAGGAAAGUGUCCCGGCCAACGGAGUCCACCAAGAGCUAGUGAAGCUCAAGAAGCAAAAAUCGGAAGAGGUACCUCGAGAGAACGUAGACCAAGACUGUGAUUUCGCACCCAAAGCAGAAGCGAAAAGAGAACGAAAGGAACGCCAGAACGGUAGCAUUUUAUCGGAACUGAACGGAAGUACAAAUCACAAAGCGAUAGAAACCAUGAACAAAUCCAAUAGAAGUCGUAGUUCCAAGCAGAUCAGCGGUAACGCUACUGCAUUGAUCAUCAACGAUAAAAUCGGAACAAAUGCAGCUGAUAAGAUAGACAAAGAUGAGAGGGAACUUAGAAGAGCUUCCCAGGAGAUCAACAGAAGCAAUAGGCGAAUUAUCAAGCAAUCGUUCGCUUCGGAUGUGUUGGAAAUUGCCGAACAGGAACCUGCCGAGAAAGACAUUUCUACGGAAAAGGUUAACGGGCAGGCGAAACAGGAUCCGGAACGGUUAGUCAACCCGGAAGAGGACGAUUGGGAGUCCAUGUACGAUGAUAACGGAGAUUGUUUGAAUCCGAAGCUAAUGGAAGAAUUGACAUCGGCGGUGGGGAAGGUGUCUAUCGAAGUUCCCCGAACGGAUUAUAAGCUGUAUCAAACGAAACAAGCCGCUCUAAACGAGGAAGAAUUUCCACACGUGUUGGAGGUGUCCAAUUUCCCGGUGGAGUUUAGAACACAAGAUCUCAUGAUGCUAUUCUCGCAGUACAAAGAGUCAGGGUUUGACAUCAAAUGGGUUGAUGACACACACGCUCUAGCCGUUUUCAGUAGUUCCAAGAUUGCGGCCGAAGUUCUUGCCAAUGGUCACACGUUUGUGAAGCUGAAACCCCUAGCCGAGGCCACGGUAGAGUCUCGCUCCAAGGCCAGAAAGUGUUCCAGCUCGCUGCAACCGUACCGACCUCGACCGGAAACCUGCGCUGCCCUGGCCCGACGACUCGUAACGACGGCCCUCGGGGUCCGACUGAAGACUGCCCCCGAAGAGCGCGAAAACGAGAAGCGCGUGCUUCGGGAAGCCAAGGAACGCAAACUGCUCGCUGCCAAACAACGGGAAGAAAUCUGGGAAAGCUAAAACCUGCACAUCACCUAGAAACAUGACCAUCCCCAGCCAGCCCAAGCUCAUGGAGGGCAAUGCAUUCUUUCGCUCGUAAACGCUGCCGUAGUCAUUGUGAAUUUAGAUUUUCAAACUUUUAGGACACACUCAUUUUGCUUCCGGCCCCGGAUUGGUGGACACGUGGUUGUAUAUGUCUGUGGAGCAUUUCUUUUUCCGUGGUCGCGAUUCCGUGUUGUGGCCGUUGUAUCUCACAUAAGCAGUUUUGUUAGGAUUGUUUUAGUAUCCUAUCGCAAUAAAGGCGGGAGCAUAUAUUGUGUCUAUAAAAAAAAGUGUAAUUGUAGGCUCAUUAACCAUUUCAACCACCUUACGUAAAGAAGGUGGAAAAAACAAGCUGCAUCAGAUCAAACCAUGGAAACAAAUACCUAUAUAUUUAAUAAUUAUUGUACACUGUAUAGAACAAAACGAAAAAGUUGUGUAGAAUGUAAGUGCGAACAAUGAGAAUGUUAUUUACAGGUUUUUAUCAAAACGCGACUCUUACUGCGGAAAUAGAGUGUAAUUUUAUUGUAAAUAAAAAAGUAGUUCAUCAAUAUCAGGAAAACUUGAAUAUCCUGAAGUUAAA
Messenger RNA from Aedes aegypti (yellow fever mosquito), 3535 nucleotides. RefSeq lists its product as uncharacterized. Gene Ontology annotation, molecular function: nucleic acid binding. The transcript has 8 exons. The record is from RefSeq and is a predicted model, not a curated record. Lineage: Eukaryota; Metazoa; Arthropoda; Insecta; Diptera; Culicidae. Bases 739 to 2934 code for a protein of 731 amino acids.